Perkinsus marinus ATCC 50983 is the source of this 1452-nucleotide messenger RNA. RefSeq lists its product as hypothetical. The record is from RefSeq and is a predicted model, not a curated record. The transcript is spliced from 2 exons. NCBI's taxonomy places the organism in Eukaryota, Perkinsozoa, Perkinsida, Perkinsidae. Bases 1 to 1452 code for a protein of 483 amino acids.
AUGAUAGACGACUCAGUUGAAAGUGGCUCUCUCUCUUUGCCCGGCUAUUCUCUGGUUACCCGUAGGGAUCGUACUUCUCAUGGUGGUGGUCUCCUAGUCUGGGGUAAAUCAGUCCUAAACGUUACUGAAGUCGACUGUGAUUCUACGGCGGAAUGUUGCUGGGUGCUCGUGGCAACUGUCAUCGGUAACAUCUGCAUCCUAUGCGCCUAUCGUCCUCCUAACACUACUCAUGUCGAACAUUAUCUUAGGAGAUCCUUUCAUAAGGUCACGGUUUUUAAUCCUAUUUGCGUUCUGGCCGUUGGUGACUUCAACAAGCACUCCUUGGAUAGCCUCUUCUCGACUACUCGAAGUCUGGGUCUUUCGCAAAUCGUCCGUGAGCCGACUCAUAUACACGGUGGUACUCUUGAUAUGGUCUUCACCAACUCUGAUACCCACUGUAUUAAGGCCAAAGUUGAUCCUAUUGAGGCUCGUAUCUCGGACCACUCGUGUGUUGUCACCACUAUUCCUAUCACACUGACGACGGACUCAUCCCGGACCACGCGACCUGGCUGGGACUUUAGGGUAGCUGAUUGGCCUAAGUUCCGUACCUAUGCUUGCUGUAAGUUGAGGAGAAAUCUUUUCUCUAAUGGUUCUCCCGAUAAUGCUGUUGAGCACCUUCAAGCAGUACUCCGCGCUGGUCUACGCAACUUCGUCAAAGAGGUUCACAUACCUACCUACCAAAACUCGGUUCCAUGGUGGGACGAGACCUGUACAAGCGCUUUUGCCUCUCUGCUGAGAGCCUCUUCUACCGAUUCUCGAGAUUCUGCUCUUCAGCUCAUAGAAGCUAAGCGGUCUGGUUACUGUGACUCUGUUCGCUCUAAGCUCGUUGGUGGUCGACUUUCGUGUAAGCAGUUUCAUCGUCUCGCUAAAGAACUCUCGCUGAGCACCAAAGCUAAGUCUUGCGCUAUUCCCCCUUUGGAACUGAGCCCUGGUGUUCUCACUACUGACGAUGCGGCUAAAGCCGAAGCGCUGGCGAAGCAUUUCGAAUCAAAGAUGAUACUUCCCCCCGUGUCCGCCCCCUUCAAACUUGGUGAUAGGAUCGCUGACGCACAAUCCAUCACAACCUUACGCGUUGACCCUUGUGAUGUUAGGAGUGUUCUUGAACGACUGAAUGUCUCUAAAGCUGCAGGUCCUUCCUGUAUCGGCCCUAGGGUUUAUCGUGAAUUGGCUGGUGUUCUAGCCCUCCCUCUCUCAAGACUCUACAACAACAUCCUCCAAAAGGGUCUAUGGCCAAGGGCUUGGAAGACCUCCAACAUUUGCCCCAUCUACAAGCGGAAAUCCAAGCGUGAUGUUCGCAACUACCGUCNNNNAAGCGUGUACUCUCCAGGCUCUGUCCAUCCCAGUCAGCAAGCACUACCCUUCCACCUGCUAAGAAACGUUUCCUCACUAAGCUCCCACCAGCUCAGUCUGUGA